Molecule: messenger RNA, 963 nt
Organism: Peniophora sp. CBMAI 1063
Lineage: Eukaryota; Fungi; Basidiomycota; Agaricomycetes; Russulales; Peniophoraceae
Source: the annotation of a GenBank genome assembly
AUGCCGCGCAUAAUCGAAGAAGUAUCCGAGGACGAGUUUGACGACGAUACGGACCUGCCCCUCCCGUCCCGACCGCUGCCAGAUAAUAAUGGCAAGGGUCCGCUGUUGAUGGAGAUCGGCGAGGCGGACGACUAUAUUCCCGUCCAAAACGCCCAGUCAACCGCACCCGUCCGCGGCGCCUCCUCCUCGUCCACGCCUUCCAAUCAACAGCCGUCACAGGCUGACAUGGACGAGAUGCUUCGCCGCAUGGCCGCCCAGCACAUGGCCGGCUCGUCGACGCCGAACAUCGCGACGGAUAUUACGCCCUACAAGUCCUGGACUUGCGUCUACCCGAUUUACCUUGACGCAAAAGUGCCGUAUGGGACCGGCACGCGCCGUGUGAGGCGUGCGAGUGCGGUAUGGCACCCACUGGCGAAGGAUGUGGCGGACGCGGCGCAGAGGUUAGGCUUGCCGACGUUGCUGGAGAUUGAUAAGAGGCAUCCGAGGGACUGGGCAAAUCCGGGCCGUGUCAGGGUGCAGCUCAAGCGCGAUGGAGUUCUGGUAAACCGCAACAUCACAAAUAAAAAACACCUACUCGAAGCAUUGGGCGAACAGAUGCAGCGCACCAAGACCGAGAAUGUUCCGCGCGAGCCGUACAUCUACCCGCCCCCACCAGUCCACCCAACGCCCGCACGCAAACACAAGGCCAUCGCAGCCAAGGGCAAGUCCGCUGCGCACAAGCCCUCCAACGCAGUAGACAAGGGUACGCACGAGGCCAAGCGCACUUAUCGACCGCUACCUGUCCCACCCGAGCCUCAACCCAGCUUAUCUGCGCGAUUACCGGUCAAUAGUCCGCUUAUACCAACUGGAGCGCUGUUGGAUGCCGUCAAAGCUGGGAUCACCGCUCAACAGGAACAGGCGCAACAGGCGCAGCAAGCGGGUGCAGGCAAGCAGAAGAGGAAGGUUGUCCGGAUGAGAGGGUAG